Spirodela intermedia is the source of this 324-nucleotide messenger RNA. The record is from the annotation of a GenBank genome assembly. Lineage: Eukaryota; Viridiplantae; Streptophyta; Magnoliopsida; Alismatales; Araceae.
AUGGCGAAACGGGUCAGAGAGGGGACAAGCGGCGUCCAGGUGCCGCAGCAGGGAAAGCUCGAGAGCUCCGCCCCGCCACCGUCGGCAAAGCGCUGCAGGGCGGCGCCGGAGGCCAGCGGCGAGUGGGCCGUCGGCCAGUGCCCGGCGGGUUUGCCGAGGUGGAGACAACUGUGGGAGGGGAGGGGGGGAGGGAUGGCGGUCGAUUACGAGGAGCUUCUAUGGGGCUGGUUCCCCUUCGUCGACGAGGACUUCUCGUGCGAAGGGGAGGAGGGGUGGCUCUGCAUCUGGGGCUACGACGAACAGAGGCAUGCUCUCUGCGAAUAA